UUCGGCCCAGCGUCUGGGCUAUUGGGCCUAAUCAAUCCAAACUAUGAAGCCCAUCACCAAAUAUAGCAUAUAGAUUUGGUUUUUUGGCCCACAAAUAUUCCACUGCCCCUCGACCCUCCUCUCGCUCUCAUCUCCAUCGUGCCGAAGCCGAGUGCCACCGUCUACUCUCCUUCUCUCUCAGAUGCUGUAGAUGCCAAUGCAUUAAGUGGUCCAUCAGGUCACACCCUCCCAACCCUCUGCUAUGCAUUCGCUCUGAUAUGUAUCACAGUCUUGGCGCGCACCGCCUCAUAUACCGAGCUCGAAUCGCAUGCUUUGUCAAAGCUGGUCUCAUCGACCAAGCCAUCCAAGUGUUCGACGAAAUGUCUCAAUCAAAUUGCCGCAUAUUCAGCAUCGACUACAACCGUUUCAUCGGCGUAUUGGUCCGUGAAUCUCGCUUCGAAUUGGCGGAGCACUACUACCACAAAAUGACCCCACAGGGAUUCUCUCUAAUCCCAUUCACAUACUCGAGGUUCAUUUCUGGGUUGUGCAAAGUCAAGAACUUUAGCCUCAUUGAGCAGCUCCUGGAAGACAUUGUUAGGCUUGGUUAUGUCCCUGACAUUUGGGCUUUUAAUAUAUAUUUGAAUCUUUUGUGUCACGAAAAUGGAAUAGAAUUGGCUUUGCAAGUGUUUUAUAGAAUGGUUGAGAAAGGAAGAGAUGCUGAUGUUGUAACGUACACUAUACUAAUUGAUGGAUUGUGUAAAGCAAGGCGGUUUGAUGCCGCAGUUGAAAUUUGGCGUGACAUGAUAGAUAAGGGGCUUAGUCCGGAUAAUAAAGCGUGCACAUCUCUUGUUAUUGGGUUGUGUGAUGGUGGGAAGGUUGAUUUGGCGUAUGAGCUUACGAUUGGUACAAUGAAGGGUCGAGUUGAGUUCACUAAUUUGAUUUACAAUGCAUUGAUUAGUGGGUUUUGUAGAGCGGGUAGGAUUGAUAAGGCACAAGCAAUCAAGUUGUUUAUGAGGAGAAAUGGGUGUGAGCCGGAUUUAGUUACAUACAAUGUGUUAUUGAACUAUUGUUGUGAUGGGCUUAUGUUGGAGGAGGCGGAGAAGUUGAUGAAAAAGAUGGAGAGGAGUGGGAUGGAACCGGAUGUGUACAGUUACAACCAACUUUUAAAGGGCCUUUGUAAAGCAAACCAGCCGGAUAAGGCUUAUUUGUUGAUGGUGAACAAGAUGGAGACAAAGGGUUUGUGUGAUGUUGUAUCAUAUAAUACGAUCAUUAGAGCUUUUUGCAAGGCAUGCCGUACUAGAAGGGCUUACAAGCUCUUUGAGGAAAUGGGGCGGAAAGGGAUUGCACCUGAUAUGGUGACAUUCACGAUUCUUAUUAAAGCUUUUCUUAGUGAAGGUAGUUCCAUUAUAGCAAAGAAACUUAUUGAUCAGAUGACGGCCAUGGGUCUGUUGCCUGAUCGUAUAUUUUAUACUACAAUUGUUGAUCACCUAUGUAAGACUGGGAAGAUUGGGAUGGCUCAUAGUGUUUUUUGUGACAUGGUGGAGAAGGGAAUUGCCCCUGAUGUAGUUUCAUACAAUGCCCUCAUAAAUGGGCUUUGCAAAGCUUCUAGAGUAAGUGAAGCCAUGCAUCUAUACGAGGAAAUGCAGAUGAGAGGAUCCUAUCCUGAUGAAGUAACUUUCAAGUUGAUAAUUGGAGGGCUUAUACGAGAAAAGAAGCUUUCAAUGGCUUGUAGGAUAUGGGAUCAGAUGAUGGAGAAAGGCUUUACUCUUGACGGAGCUGUUUCAGAGACACUAAUAAAUGCUAUCCGUUCAAGAGAUGGCACAUGAACAUGAAAGAUGGUUGAAUGUUAUGGCAUUGGUGCCAUUUUGUCCUCUGUAGCCUGUGGCAGGACAAUAAUUGGUUUCAAGUUCAGCUUGCCAAGCCUAUCCUGUUCUGCCCUGUUGCCCAUCCUGGAAAAUUUCCCCAAAAAGGAUUCUGAGAGUCUUACAUUUCUAUUGAUUUUGUCUUUAUGGUGUCAUUUUGCACCAUAAAAGACAACCCUAUAGAAGUUUUCGCUAAUGAUGCUCUUGGGUACGCACUUAAGGCCUUUUCAGCAUUAAAAAAGGGUAGAGAGCCACUAAUGAUUGAAUUCGAGAGUGAAAUUAGAUGGCAAAGAUAUUUUGCAGGAGAGAGAUUGAAAGGAAUGGAGCAGAAGUUUGUUGCAUGGACUUAAAAACCAGUUUGCUGUCCAGUUUUGUGUCCGAAAAAGUUGAAGAUGAUCACAAACCUGGGGGAGAGUUUGACUGGAAUUUUAUCACAACAAUAUGGGCAAUGUCCAAAGGACAUGCCAACUAUAAUAUUCCCAUGACUAUGACUUGAGUACACAAACAACGGUAUUCCAUAA
Molecule: messenger RNA, 2362 nt
Organism: Alnus glutinosa
Lineage: Eukaryota; Viridiplantae; Streptophyta; Magnoliopsida; Fagales; Betulaceae
Product: pentatricopeptide repeat-containing protein At1g13040, mitochondrial
Exons: 4
Coding region: 258-1805 (515 amino acids)
Molecular function (GO): protein binding
Source: RefSeq, a predicted model, not a curated record